Dama dama (fallow deer) is the source of this 12792-nucleotide messenger RNA. It is a transcript of the gene SYTL5, whose product is annotated as synaptotagmin like 5. Lineage: Eukaryota; Metazoa; Chordata; Mammalia; Artiodactyla; Cervidae. The record is from RefSeq and is a predicted model, not a curated record. Gene Ontology annotation, cellular component: exocytic vesicle; plasma membrane. The coding region runs from base 493 to 2691 and encodes 732 amino acids. Gene Ontology annotation, biological process: exocytosis; intracellular protein transport. Gene Ontology annotation, molecular function: small GTPase binding; phospholipid binding; neurexin family protein binding. The transcript is spliced from 18 exons.
CUUCGGCGACUCAACCCUGAAUACCUGCCCCUCCUGAGAGGGGACCAGCGUUCUUCCGUCUAGGUGACGGCCAGCCUUCUCCCUACAUAAAGAAAUACCAACCACACCUUUGAAUGCCCUCUUGCUCUUAGUAUUUUCUGGAUUCCGUCCCAGCAGAUCUGUUUUCUGCUCUGUAGCUUCCUGGAGUAACAGUGAGCAUCAUUAGGGGAACUCAGCUGCCCUUGGACUGUAUAUCAAAGCGAAGGCUUUGGAGAUCUUUUCAGUUAAAACAAUAAUGACUUUCUUGAAAUGUAAUCCCAGUGGAGCUUGUUUUCUGUGUUGCCUGGAAGAAUCCUUACCUACCAUCAGCAGAUCUUCAGAGACCUUCUAAAAACUUCUGUUCAUCAAGCAACUGAGUGACUCUUGAGUUAUUCACGGGGACCUUAAGAACUGUGGGUAUCAAUUUACCUGGAAAAUUCAACAACUGCCACCCAGAGCUACUGCUGAAAUACCAUGUCUAAGAACUCUGAGUUCAUCAACCUGUCAUUUUUAUUAGAUCAUGAGAAGGAGAUGAUUCUGGGAGUCCUAAAGAGAGAUGAAUAUUUGAAAAAAAUAGAGGACAAGAGAAUAAGGAAGUUGAAGAAUGAACUCUUGGAAGCAAAACGCAGAAGCGGGAAGACUCAACAAGAGACCACCAGGGUCUGUGCCCACUGUCAGAGAAACCUGGGCUUGAUAUUCGACCGGGGAGACCCGUGCCAGGCCUGCUCCCUCAGAGUGUGCAGCCAGUGCCGGGUCUCAGGCCUUGAUGGCAGCUGGCGGUGCACCAUCUGUGCAAGAGUCGCGCAGCUAAGGAUUGUAACUGGUGAGUGGUUUUUUGAAGAAAAGGCAAAGCGUUUCAAGCACGUCAAUGUUCUGGGCACUGAUGUUGUCCGACAGUCCAUCUUAAGAAGAAGUCCAGGAGAUGGAGAAAUACAAAGCCAAGAACAAACCCGCCAGAACACAGAAAAGUCAGAUGCUUUGCCUUCUGCUGGGCAGAAGGCCAGCCACGAUGGACCCAGGAGAAAGGGAUUUCUUCUUAGCAAGUUCAGAUCAGCAACCAGAGGAGAAAUCAUCACUCCCAAAACUGAAAGUGGGCGGAGCUACAGCUUAGACUUAGACAGCCACAAUUUUCGGAGUUUAAAGUCAGCCCCUGGUUCCGACAGGGGAAGCACUGGUUCAUCAGAUUUCAAUGAGCCAGAAGCUGGUCCUGGAACUCCCAAGAGUGUCCGGAGCAGUGGCGUGACCCCAGGCACUCCGAGGUCACCGGCCCCCAGCACCCGCAGCGUGACCUCAGUCAGCAGUCGAGAACGUGGUUUUGAGAAUUCCACCGAUUUGGCUGCCAUUGAAAGCACCUCUGAGGACCUCACAAGGACUCAUCGUCGAAAACCUUCCAGCACACCAUCCAUAGCAGUGUCCCGGGCCUCCCUCUCCUCAGACCGGAGUCGAUCUGAGUUAGAUUUGAGCGGGUCAUUUACAGAAGACUUAGAGGAUACUGUAAGCAUAAGGAGCAAAUCUGUCCCUGGGGCUUUGGACAAAGACUUGGAUUCCUUGGAAGAGAUGGAAGAUGGCAUUGAUGACUUAGUGUCCUCCCAGUUUUCUUCAAAUACCCACAGUCUAGCGAGUGGCCUGUCAACAACCAGCCUGAACAGCAUGAUGAGUGUUUACAGUGAGACAGGAGACUAUGGCAAUGUGAAGGUCAGCGGGGAAAUCCUUUUGCACAUCAGCUACAGCUACGAAACUGGCGGGCUCUACAUUUUUGUCAAGAACUGCAGAAAUCUGGCCAUAGGAGAUGAAAAGAAACAGAGGACAGAUGCUUAUGUCAAGUCAUACCUUCUUCCUGAUAAGUCCAGAAAUAACAAGCGCAAGACCAAAAUAAGAACAGGCACCAAUCCAGAAUUCAAUGAAACCCUAAAGUACACCAUCAGCCACGCCCAACUGGAAACGAGAACUCUGCAGCUCUCAGUCUGGCAUUAUGAUCGAUUUGGACGGAAUAGCUUCCUGGGGGAGGUGGAGAUUCCUUUUGACUCAUGGAACUUUGAAAAUCCAAGUGAUGAGUGGUUUGUGCUUCAGCCCAAGGUGGAAUGUGCUGCUGAUAUUAGCCUUCAGUACAAAGGAGAGCUGACAGUCAUGUUACGUUACAUACCACCAGAGGAGAAACUGAUGCCUCCGCUAGAACAGCUUCAAGGAAAGAAGUCCUUUAAACGAGGAAAAAAGAAGGAUCCAUCUAUCAUCUCUGGAGGAAUCCUAGAAGUGUUCAUCAAAGAGGCAAAGAAUUUGACUGCGGUGAAAUCAGGAGGCACUUCUGAUAGCUUUGUGAAGGGCUACCUGCUCCCUGAUGAUAGCAAAGCCACCAAGCAUAAAACUCUGGUAAUAAAAAAGAGUCUGAACCCUCAGUGGAAUCAUACUUUCAUCUUCAGUGGCCUGCAUCCCCAGGAUAUAAAACAUGUUUGCCUAGAACUUACCGUCUGGGACAAGGAGGCCUUUUCCAGCAACAUCUUUCUGGGAGGAGUUCGUUUGAAUUCCGGAAGCGGUGUGAGCCAUGGGAAGAACGUGGAUUGGAUGGACUCUCAAGGGGAAGAGCAGCGCCUCUGGCAGAAGAUGGUGGACAGUCCCGGAACUCCUGUAGAGGGCGUACUCAUGCUCCGUGCCAGCAUGGGGAAGAGUAAGCUCUGAAGGUACCAGCUCUCCAAAGUGAGGCCUUCCGGGACUGUCUGGUGGUUAUUUCCUACCAGUGGUAGGCUCACCACCUGGAGUUGGCUUCCUUGCCAUUUCUCACCUGAGCCUCUUGGGACAUAAGGGGAGAGAUAACAAUGUUAUAAAUAGCUAGGGUCUCGCCAGCUGUCUUAUAAAAGCAUGUACUCUCUAUGUCCACAGGCUAGGGCUUUUUUGACUGGAUGAUAGAAAGUAUACCACAUGGUCCUGUUAACAAACACAUUGUGCAAUAACUCAUGGGCUUUAUCUCACAGGGGAAAUGGCAUAUGUUUAUUUGAAAUUACAGUUGAGAUUGGGAGCCCCCCAGCUUCUUCUAAUUGUGAGUGACUUUAGGUUUUCUCAAGGUUGGAGGGAAAAGGGAAUCACUUGGAACGUAGGCCUCUUGCAGAGUAAGAAGAAGGGAUACUGGCUACCCUUGCCUCACCCCAGGAAUCCCCAUGAUCCAAAGAAGGCACUGUGGGGAUGGUUGCUUGGGCAAGAGGGUGGUCCCGUUGUUGUAGCUACCUUGUGGAUUAACCGGGUGAAUUUUCAAGAUGAACUGAGGGUUUUUUUCUGUGGUGACUAUGUAAUUGGUACUCUAAAUCAUCCCAUUUUGGGGAGUGAAGAGACCUAAAUCAUUACACCAGGACACCAGAUGUAAGCCAGGACUGACCUGGGAAAAUUGGGGUGUAGGGUCACCCUAAUUAUGACUUAGCUAUUGAGAGAACUGUGUUGUAAACAUUUAUAAAAUAUUCUAAGCUAUUAACUAAAAGGGAAUAAGAAGCAAUGCACAUUUUUGAACCGCUACUUGUAUUAUAUCUGCUGUAUCCUGUUGCUCAGAGGAAGUCACAUGGCCAAGCCCCAAAUCAAGAGGCAGGGAAAUAUACUCUGCUCACACUGAAGCCAUGGCAAGAGUGAGGAUGCUGGAAGAGAGGAAGGAUUGUGGCCAAUAGUUCCAUCCAACCUCUGUCACUUGGAAAUGCAGAGGCUUUAGCCACUAAACUUAGAUGCAAAGGGAGUUAAUGCUGAAAAAGGACCUUGGACCUGUUCCUCAUUUUGCACAGUCCAAAUCUGAAGCCCAUAGAGCAAAGAUGACUUACCUAAGAUCAUAUAAAAUCUGUGAGUGUAUGUGGACUUAAAUACAGGGUGUAACUCCUAAGCCAAUGUUCUGUCGACUGUGGUCUUCCACUUGGUAUAAUCCUAUGCUAAUCGUGAUGGGCAAGAGCACAUAGAUGAUGGGAGGUGGAGUCAAGUCUGAAUGUUUGUAUAUGAAUAUACUUGACACAGUCUUCUUCUGGAGUCAUAUUCUAGCCUCUCAGCUCAUUUUUUUACUUGAAUUCGUGUAAAACCCCUUAAAAGGAUGGAUACUUAAUUUUAGUAGUAGGAAAGCUAGAAUCAUCUUCAGGUAGCUAAUUCUUCCAUAUUCUAAAUUUCAUUUUGAAUUUUGAAAGCAAAUUUAAGAAUAUAUUUAACAUUAUUCUUAGUAAGGUGACUAACAAUCCAUAGUCACUGUUAUUCAAAAAUAGGCUAUCCAAUUCUAGGAAAUGGAAGUUAUUAGUCUAGUGUAGCUUAGUGCAUAGGAUACAAUUUUUAAAACUCACGCCUGUAUCUCUAUGUUGCCCUUCUUAAAAACAGAAAACAAAAAGUAUACGAUCAUCACGACUUCCUAUAUUGGAAGAAAAAAUGUCUUCAGACUUGACAUGACUUAGUAUCUCCUCAAUGACAUUUUUAGGGGAGGUGAGAGGAUAAGCCUGGAGACAUUUCUAAAGUAGACAGACUGAAGUAGAUUUAUUCACUAAUAAUGAAAGUGGCAAAAUUAAUUCCAAAAUAUCUUGAACUCAAGAUGAGCAUGAAUUUCAUGUGUUCAGACCUUUGCCACAGUUAGAGCAAUUGUGAGAGUAGUGUGGUUUCAUAAAAUCCAAUAUCUAAUUGGGUGUUUCCAUACUUUAAGGCCCAGGUAUGCCAACAUCAGAAUCCUGUUGGUGUGGCUCUCAGAAAUAAAAGGCAAGUUGAUCUUUUAGGUUACUUUUUUUUUUAAGUGUAGUGUAGAAGUACAAAAAAGAUUUUUAAUAUAAAUGAUACAUGUGAUUGGCACAAAAUUGUGAAAAGCAAGUCUUACCCUUUCCUCUUCCAUAUCAGAAUAUAUUGACAGCCUCUUUCUUUUUAUAUGGCUACAAUGUACUACAUUAUAGGGGUGUAUUAAAUUUAUUUAACCAUUCUUAUCAAACACCACAUUUAAUAUGGUUAAUUUAGCUAUGUUUGGUGGCUUUUUGAAGCAAUUUUUUGCCCCAGAGUAAACACUUCUAAAUUCAAAUUGAGAUCUGUAUAUUAUGUAUCAAUUCUACUUUUGGUUAUUUAUCCUACAGAGGUUGAUAAAUAUGUUAAAAAUGAUUACAUACAAGGAUAUUUCUUGGGAAAGAUUGGAAAACAUCCAAAAGCCCAUCAAUAGAGACCUUCUCUAAUAUCAUUCAUGCCUAAUUUUUCUGUUUCAUUAAUUGUUCCCUUUCCUUGUCUGUUAAAGAUUGUAAAAUGCUUAACUUUGGAUUCUUUUUUUUUUUUUUUUUUUUUGGCUGCAGUGUGUCUUCUUCAUUGCAGCAUAGGGUUUUUCUCUAGUUGCAGCGUAUGGGUUUCUUCUAUUCUCUAGAGCAUGCAGGCUCUCUAGUUGUGGCAAGCAGACUUACUUGCCCCGCAGCAUGUGAGACCUUACUUCCCCUACGAGAAGUUGAACCUGCAUCCCCUGCAGUGAAAGGUGGAUUCUUAACCACUGGACCACCAGGGAAGUCCCUCUAAACACUGGAUUCUUUGAUGCUUGUUCUUUCUUUUCUCCUUACUUUAUCCAUCCUCAGGUAUUAUCAUGUAUUGUAUCCUCAUGGUUUUAUGACCAUUUAUAUACUUACGACUUCAAAUUCUCAUCCCCAACCCAGACCCUUUCUCUCAGCCCCAGGCCCUGAUCCAACUGUUUAUAUGAUAUCUCCACCAGGAUUGCUCAUACUCUCAACAUAGUCAAAAAUGAACUCUUUAUUCCACCCUUUUUCUUACACCUAUGUCUUUCUGCUCCACUACAUUCUGUCUCAGCACCUUGUCCCAUCAUCCACCAGGUUAUACUAACUAGACACUGGGUAGUGACCUUUUCUUUUUCAUUGACAUAUAGCAGACUUACAAUAUUAGUUUUAGCUGUACAACAUAGUAAUUUGAUAUUUUUAUAGAUUAUUUUCUAUGUAAGCUUAUUAUAAAAUAGUGACCAUAUUCCAUGUGCUGUAUCCUUAUAACUUAUUUAUUUUAUACCUAGUAAUUUGUACCUCCUUUUUCAUAUCUUUGGAGAAGGAAAUGGCAACCCACUCCAGUAUUCUUUCCUGGAAAAUCACAUGGACGGAGGAGCCUGGUAGGCUGCAGUCCAUGGGGUCACAAAGAGUCGGACAGGGCUGAGCGACUUCACUAAUUCACUUACAUAUCUUGCCCCUCCCCCUACACUUCUCCCCUCUGGUAACCACUAGUUCUCUGUAACUGUGAAAUUUUUUUUGUUUGCUUUUUAAUUUUUUGCUGUUUUGGGUCUUUGUUGCUGUGUAUAAGCUUUUCUUUAGUUAUGGCGAGCAAGGGCUACUCUAUAUAGUUGUAGUGUGUGGGUUUUUCUUGUGGCUGUGGCUUCUCUUGUGAAGCCUGGGCUCUAGGCACCCCAGCUUCAGUAGCUGUGGCUUGAGGGCUCUAGAGAGCUAGCUCAGUAGUUGUGGCCCAUGGGCUUAGCUGCUCUGAAGCAUGUGGAAUCUUUCUGGACCAGGAAUCAAACCAGUGUCCCCUGCUUUGCAAGGCAGAUUCUUAACCUCUGAACCAUCAGGGAAGCCCCUCUGUUUUGUUAUAUUCAUUAGUUUGUUGUAUUUUUUAGAUUCCGCAUAUAAGUGAUAGCAUACAGUAUUUGUCUUUCUCUGACUUAUUUAACUUAGCGUAGUGCUGUCUAUGGGGUCGCACAGAGUCGGACACGACUGAAGCGACUUAGCAGCAGCAGCAAUGUCCUACAAGUGCAUCCAUGUUGCUACAAAUGGAAUUAUUUCACUCUGUACUACGGUUGAGUAAUAUUUCAUUGUAUAUAUGUAUCAUAUCAUUUUUAUCCAUUCCUCUGUUGAUGGGCAUCUAGGUUGCUUCUAUACCUUGGCUAUUGUAAAUAGUGGUGCUGUGAACAUUGGGUACAUAUAUCUUUCUAAAUUAGUGGUUUUUGAUUUAUGCUUCUUCCUUACACUGAGGCAAAAUUAAUCAGGAAAUCGUAUUGAUUAUAUCUCCUAAAGAUCUCAAAAGCCUGUCCAAUCCUCACCAUCUCCAUGCCACCACCUAGGUAUAAGCCACCAUUACCCCUCUCUGGAAUUGUUAUAAGUCUCCUAACUGCUAUUUUUGCAGCCACUCUUGCCCUCCUUCAAUCUACCCUCCACACAGUGGCCAGAUUUUCCCAGCAUGUUAAUUUAAAAUGUUUAUGGGAAAGUUGAAAUGAUUUUAUAGUGAACACCCUUAUACCCACCACCUAAAUUGAACUUCUGCCAGUAGGCUAUACUUACACAUCAUUGGCUAUCCCCAGUUCAGUUCAGUUUACUUAGUCAUAUCUAACUCUUUACAACCUCAUGGACUGCAGCAUGCCAGGCCUCCCUGUCCAUCACCAACUCCCAGAGUUUACUCAAGCUCAUGUCCAUUGAGUCGGUGAUGAUCGUUUAAAAAUUGCAAAUCUGAUCAUCCUUUAAAACCUUCUGUGGCUUUCCAUUGCCCUGCGAAUAAAAUUCAAAUUCCUGCUCAUGGCCUGCCACUCCCUGUAAUAGAUGAUUGCUGCCUCCAGCUCACCCCACACCAUGCCUCCUUCCUUUCUCCCCUUUCAGCCACACAAUGUAUUUCUCUACUUUUCAAUUGUGCCAGCCUCUAGUCUUUUUCACAGCCUUUGCAAUGGAAUCUUCUUGCUCCUUCUCUUCAUUGACCUGAUUUCCAUUCAUCAUCCAGGGAAAUCUCUCCUGAUGCCCCUCUGCCUGACUAGGUCACCUGCCUCUCUUUCCCCUUCACUACAUACAUCACAAUUUUAAUAAAUUAUUCAUGUAAUGAGUCCUAUCAUGCCUGUGUCAAUUCCCUUCCCACCACAUCCCAAGAAUAUGAGAUUCAGAGGGGCAGAGAGAGAUGGUAUUCAUAUUAUUUCAUAGCUGUAUCCCCCAUGCUUAAUUAAGAGCAGGUAAUAAAAUAUUUGUGGAUUAAGUAAAAAUGAAAAAACAGUAACAGAAUGUUAGAAUAUAGGUAUCUUUAGAGACCACUGUUACAGGGAACUGGGAUCCACAUAGAUCAAGAGAAAUAUCUGACUCUGAUUGGUCUUUUAAAAGCAACCUUUCUUCUUGCCUGGAGAUCCCAUGGACAGAGGAGCCUGGCGGGCUACAGUCUAUAGGGUCACAAAGAGUCAGACACGACUGAAGUGCGUGAGCACAACACGGCACUAUAAGUACUUUAGUUACAAUCCUAGACAGCACAUUUCAGCUUCUCUUGGCAUAGAUAAAGCACAGAGUGUUCCCUCCAGCCUAGCAUCCCAGCUUCUCAGAAGAGGAGACCAUGGCCUGGCCUGGAGGAUCCUACUCCUUAUUUCAAGCAGCCCUCAAUUUUUUUCUUAGUUGAAUCAGACAAGUUGUAAAGAGACCCUGGCAAACUUACAAGCCUGAUUUCAACCAUUCCCUUUGUAAAUAGCACCUGCAGGACACAUGGAAGAUCCAAUAUAUCUGCUCUCAUUUUGCCUAUUGUUGUUAAUGUCAUUGGAAUCGUCAGGAUAUGGAUUUUCCAGGUCACAAAAGCACCAGCCACAAGGAUAUUUUGAUGGGACUUUUUAUUUUGAUUUCCUUUUCCUUAGAUAAAGCUUAAAUAUAUGAUGAAUCAUCUCUAAGUACUUAACUAAUGGAUGAAUUGAGCCCACCAUAUUGACAGUAAUAUUAGCAGCAGCAGCAUCUACUCCUCCAAGGUUUCUAUUUGGCAGGGGAGGAGAUAGCUGUGGAAAAAAUAAGGGUAGAGCCCACUCUUAGAAGCAAACUGGAUCAGGAUAUCAAGUCCCAGAAGCAACUCAGAGUGAACUACGAUGUCAUAGGCUGUGAUCAGUGUUUUUCUUCCAUGUAGAUACUUCACAUGAAACUGAGCAUUGCUUUUAGAAGUUGGCAGAAAGGGUUUCCUCCCACAAUGGUAUAUUUAUGACCUCUGAAGUUAAUGGAAAGAAAUAGAAUGAGGAAGUUUAUAUAGGCACCAUUAUAGCAAACAUUGGAUUUUGCAAAGCUUGAGCAAGAGCCAUGGGAAUUGGGCCAUAUCAAGGAUUCCACAGGAUUAUCUGAAUAUGGAGUGUGAAUGUAAUACAUUGAUUCCAGAGCAUUGCUCCAAGCCUACUGAACAAAAUCUCCAGGAAAUUCCAUCAUUUUUUUAUCAAGCUUCUUGGGUGAUUCUAAUACAAACGGAUCACAGUUUGAGGAAGAUUGUAUUUGAGGAGAAAUUAUGUUGGCUAUAUUAUUUGCACCAACUCUGCAUCAUGAUAACACAUUGGAUUUGAUUAACCUGGAUGUUAUUCAUUGCGAGGCAACCAUGGUGAGAUGGAAGGAGCCUGAACUUGAACUCACAUUGACAGAAGCUCAAGUCUUCACUACUUACCAACCUUAGUCAAGUUCAUUAUCCAAUCUAGGUCUUGAUCUAGUUGCCUGGAAAAUAGGGAUAACUGGACUGCUUUGGAGUAAUUGAAGAUAUCAAAUGAGGUAAUAUGCUUUGUCACUUCUAACCCACUGUGAAAAAAAGAUCAUUAUUAGUGAUCUAGAGAUAGCAAUCUGUGGUUCAUAAUCUCUUAAGCCUUUCUUUUCCUGGGUGUUUAGCUAUGUCUUAAUCAUUCAUUAUAAUGAAGUAGUCUCCAGUGUAUAGCAACAAUACAAAAAAUACCCAAAAAGCUCCUUACUUUGCUAUAUCAUCCAUUGUGGAAUUUCCUACUUCAUCUGAUUAGAUAGUAAGUUUUGCAAAAGUGUUCCAUUUGAUGGAAAGAGAGACUGUGUCAGCUUUUUGUUAAGAGGUUGUAGAAACCAUAAACAAACUAUCUUUCCACCCUUUUCCUUAACAACGUUCUUUCAGUGUAGUGACCAUUUCUUACCAUGGCCCAUCGUUUAUCUCCUAUGUCAGGGAGAUCAAACCUGCCUUCCUCACAGGGUUAUUGUUCAGAAUCUCACUUUUUAUCUACAGAAGGAAAUUCACCAUUCUGUCAAAACAAAUUCCAUAGAAAUACAAAUGCUGUGGUCAUUAUGAGGAAUGAAUGGUGUUUCAAAGAUUAGUACUUCUUUCUCAUUUACCACAUUAGAAUUUAUUGACCUAUACCAGCAGAGGGUUCCUUUCAUACUUGGAAAAGGGAGAUAGAAUAUAUAGUUAGUAUUGCCUAUAAGUGACAAAAUACACCUAUAGGGAGUAGAUCAUGUUUUUCUUUCCUGUAUUUCAGCAACGGAGGAUAAAUGUCUCUUAUUUUGUUUUUCUUUGUCACUGAUUGAGGCAGAAAUUAAUACAACAAGCAAGUAAAAUAUUUUGGUAUAAUAGUUAAUGCAAAAGUUAAAAUCAUUGGCAUUUGCUAAGGAAAAAAUGUCUCUUUAUAGAAGGGCAGAGAACUUGAGUCAAAAUAUUUUUACCCUUUUAUUGUCUUUAUCUGCUUACUCUGGGGGAAGGAAUCUAAUUGCUCCUUCUAAGUAUGAUUUUCUAGUUAGCCAAAGGUUCAUUUUGUCUUCAGAAAGUUGAAACUUCUUUGUGAAAAUCUAUGGGAACUGAUGGGUCCCAACAGUAAAAGUGUUUAUUUAUUUAUGGAUUUUUUUAUUGGGAUAUAAUUGCUUUGCCAUGUUGUAUUAACUUCUGCUGGACAAUAACAUGAGUUGGCCAUAUGUAUACUCAUAUCCCCUCUUGAGCCUCCCUCCCACCCCCGCCCAUUCUACCAGUAAAAUCUUUUUAAAUUUUUCCCAUUUGAAAACAGGGAAGGGAGCCAUUCCCUUACAAAACAGUUUAUGUCAGUAAUUUAUGUUUGAACUGUAGUCAGAGUGCAUAUUGGGAAUAUAUUUGCUUUUCCAUCCUUUCCAAUAUUCACUAUUCAUAAAUUGACAUCUUUGAAGAGAGUUCAUUGGUUUUCAGUUGCUAUGAAGAAAGAAAUGUCUAGACUUUCCUGAAUCUUCUUGCUUUUGACCUUCUUUAUCGCCCUCAAUCAAUUUGUCCUUCUUAAUUCCUAAGUAUCAUCUUACAUUGUGCCUCUGACAGAUGGGGAGUAGCUCUGAAGAUGGGAGAUGUCCUUAAUGUUUUUGGAUUAAUGGAAAUGUUAUUAUUAAUUUUCAGGUCUUUUCUAUCACCUCUGAAACCAGCUCUGUUACAAUCAUUUGUUGGCAAAGCAUCUGAAUGCACAAAGCCAGGUUGGGGUAGGGGGAGAUACCCUGACUGCUUCCUAAGGAAUCAAACUGCGAAAGUACAAUGAGAUGGGGAACUCCUCCCGGAAAGACUAUGGUAUUAGCAAGAAGAAAUACUGUCUUCUUUUUUUUUUUUUUGAGAUACUGUCUUCUUGAGUAGAGAAGUGAGACAGGGACCCCAUGCCUGAACAGCAAUUCGUAGUUGAUGAAUGACAGAUUUGAUUAGAGACUGGGCUUCUGUUUUCCUGAAUAGGGUAUGUAACUUGGGCCAGGCAUGAAUUGCUAAGGACAUAGGGAAAGGAGGAGAAGGGUGGCCUCCAUUGGACAUUUCCUUUAUCCCUUCCACUAGGCAGCAUUUCUCAAAAUAAAUGUUGUGUCAAUACAAAUAUUUAAAGAACGUCGGAGAUGGACACCACAUCAUCAGGGCAAGAACUGGCCCAACUCUGAAUGCACUAGGUCCCUGUUGCUGGAUUUAGUGUGGUUGUCACAGGCAGCCUGUUUUUCUCUGGGCCUGAAGAUGAAUCCAAGCGUUGAGUGGACUGCAGAGGGAAGAUGCACUUGCAAUACCCUAAGAACACCUGAGGAUCUCUGGGUUCCUGGGGCAUUGGAAUGGCAGCUCUCCUUGGGAAGAAGUAAGGGUGGAAAUUUUCCACACUCUCCCAAUGACUGGGUUACCUGUAUCUGCCUUGUCCCUAGCACCCAGCUGCUUUGCCUGCCAAUUUAGUCUCCUAAGCUCUGGCUUUGCUAGGAUGUUGAUCUCUUUGUUUUUAAAUUAUUAGACUUUAAGAAAUUAGAGAAGUAUUAGGUUUGCAGAGAAAUUAAACAGAAAGUACAGAGUUGCUAUAUACUACCGUUCCCCUCCCCCUGCAAGUUUCUCCUGUAAUUAACGUCUUCCGUUGGUGUGGUGGUGGUGUGAUACGUUAAUACAAUUGAUUAACCAACAUUGGUGCGUUAUUCAUUGAAGUCCAUAGUUUACAUUUGGGUUCACUCUUGGUAUUUUACAGUGGUAUGGGUUUUAGCAAAUGCUUGAUGUCAUGUAUCCACAAUUACAUUCUCAUACAGAAUCUUUUUGCUGCCAUAAAAAUCCCCUGCACUCCAACCCCUCACAACCACUGGUCUUUUUUACUGUCUCUAUAGUUUUGCCUUUUUCCAGAAUGUUAUAUAGUUGGAAUCAAUCAUACAGUAUACAGCCUUUUCCAACUUGCUUAUUUCACUUAUCAAUAUGCAUUUAAGUUCCUCUGUGUAUUUUGUGGCUUAAUAACUCAUUGAUUUUUUUUUUUUUUCACUGUGGUAAGAACACUUAACGGGAGAUGUACCCUCUUAACAAAUUUUUAAGUGCACAAUACAGUAUCAUUGAUUUUAAGGAGAGAGAGAAAAGGAUGGAAGAUCUAAGAAACAAUAACAUUUAAAAAAAAUUCCCUGGAGAAGAUGGGAGGUCUGCAUUUAUUUUGCUGGUUUUCUUGGUUUUAUUAUUGGCUACAAAUGAUUGUUCCUAUUUACUUGUUUUGCCAUGUAUAGUGCACAAUCAGUAGCAAUGCUUAAACACAUAAUAUGCCUACUUCUAAGCUUCUGUAUGGAUUGUGUCCCCCAGACCAAAGCUUUGUGCCACUCUGUACUUGCUGCAAAGUGUAGUAUCUUUUUCAUUAAAUUCACUUUCCUAAUAUCUCUCAUGUGUUCUAUUACAAGU